CAUAUCUACUUCCAAACUCAGCUAGUUCUUGGUUGCAAAAAGCAACAACGAGACGCAUUCAUAACGAAGCAAAGAUAGAAAUGCAGCAGGGACUGCUAGUCUCAGUGAGGACAAACACUAAACUGCAACCAGCAUCUAGCUGCUAGUGUAACAAAAUUCAGACCCGACGCUCCUCAUCUUUUCUUGAAACCAUAUUUCUUACGUUCAUAGAACAGAUCGGUCUUCGCACUGCCCAGAUUCACAAUCUUGGGACAGCCAUCGCGGUCUUUCUCCUGUUGAGUGCACUCUUUGCAGUAGUAAGCAUCAGAUAUGCCCACUCCUCCACAGAUCACACAACGACCCUGGAACGAUCCGUAGUUGCACUCGUCGCAGACUCGCACCAACGUGCAAGGGCGCACAUAGGAGUCGCAAAUCACACAUUUGCCAUCACAUUUCUCGCAGAGUCGCCCAAUGGCAAUGCCCGGUUGCUUCCUGCACAUGAUCAAAUCAGGAUGAUGCUUGGCCAUGGCUGCUGCUGCUGCUUUUGCUCUACUACAGGUCUAGUUGUGCUACUACACCAGUCAAUCUUUCAAACUUCCUAAUCGCUGGCGAUUCGGGAGAAAUUUGGGGGAUUCCGCCGCUCAGCCGAUUCUCGACAAACGAGGCGGAGAAACUUCUGCUCGGCCCGACGCCUAGCCGCCAACCUGGCCGCUCCUAAAUCCUGCCUUCCCGGUUUUCCUCGUCGGCUGGAGACGGCGAUGUAGCCUUUUGCAGGUCGCCGGAUUUUGUACAGGAAGCAGAGCUGCAGAGGCACAGAGCCUUCGUCGAAGCCGAAAGCAGAGCACUCUCAAGCAAAACCCUAGGAGCUCUCCGUUGCUUGCUGAGUCGCAGCCUGUGCCGCUCGAUAUCUCUGUUGUCUAUUGCGCAAGGAUGGUGAGAGUUAGCGUGUUGAACGAUGCUCUGAAGAGCAUGUACAAUGCAGAGAAGCGGGGGAAGCGCCAAGUCAUGAUCAGGCCGUCCUCGAAAGUGAUCAUCAAGUUUCUCAUUGUCAUGCAAAAGCAUGGAUACAUCGGUGAAUUUGAAUACGUUGACGAUCACAGGGCCGGUAAAAUUGUUGUGGAGUUGAAUGGAAGGCUGAACAAAUGUGGUGUCAUCAGUCCAAGAUUUGACGUCGGAGUCAAGGAGAUUGAAGGCUGGACUGCUAGGUUGCUUCCUUCUAGACAGUUCGGAUUCAUUGUGCUGACAACUUCUGCUGGCAUUAUGGACCACGAAGAGGCAAGAAGGAAGAAUGUUGGUGGCAAGGUUCUCGGUUUCUUCUACUAAGCUUGGUUUGCUGGCUUCAGAUUCAUACAUGUGACGGGUUGAGUUGAAAUUUUUGGAGGUGAAUUUGAAUGUAGGAUCCUUGUACUGGUUUAGGCUUUUUCUCAAGUUAUUGGUUGUGGCUGGAGUGGGAGAGGUCCAUCUCCUCCACUAAGUCGAAAGGACAGCCUAUGUUUGUGCUUGACAUUUAUCUGAAUGUUUAUGCUUUGUUAUUACUACAUGUUCAUGAGUUGAAGUUUCAAUCUUGUUUUGAAUUUGUGCUCCCAGUGUGACAGCUCCUUACCUUCUGAGGAUUUUGGUUGAGCUUUAUUCGUUAUUUUGUGCUUUGGAUCAAAACGGUAGGGCUUUACUGUUAAUGAAUUGGUAAAUGACUCCGUUUGGCCAUCAUUUGAACAGUUGAAGGCAUUACUUUUACAAUACAUCGUAACACUGUUAUGUCAUGAA
Molecule: messenger RNA, 1743 nt
Organism: Linum tenue
Lineage: Eukaryota; Viridiplantae; Streptophyta; Magnoliopsida; Malpighiales; Linaceae
Source: the annotation of a GenBank genome assembly